Messenger RNA from Plectropomus leopardus (leopard coralgrouper), 467 nucleotides. The record is from RefSeq and is a predicted model, not a curated record. NCBI's taxonomy places the organism in Eukaryota, Metazoa, Chordata, Actinopteri, Perciformes, Serranidae.
AUGGGCGAUGAACCACAACAAAAUUCUGUGGAAAACGGGCAGGAUGAGAUGAACGUGGCUCGAUUCCAGUCAAAAGUUCCAGUUCUGGCCGGCCGCACCUUCAGCAGCUCCGCCAGACAGCUGAGGAACAAAGUCCCCGAGGCCCAAAAACUUUUCCAGGAGGACAAUGGGCUGCCAGUUCACAUCAAGGGGGGAACCUUCGACGUGGUGCUCUACCGGGCGACCAUGACGCUAACUCUGGGAGGAACCUGCUACUCUCUGUACUGGCUGCUCGUCGCCUCCAUGCCGCAGAAGAAAGCGUAGAGAAGAAGCCGACCCAGGCUUGGUCUAUCUCCUGGAAAACGACACUCGGCUCCAUCUAACACUAAUGUUUGUUGUGUGAAAUUCGAUUUGAUUUUAUCACAAGCCGUCGUGCUUUUACAAGGGCGACGAGGCGAUGAAUAUGUAUAAAGUGUAAAAAGAUUUAA